AUGUCGGACCUCGAGACUGCCCUCUCGAAGCCGCCACCUGAGCAACGUGAUGGCAACAUUCAGUUUGACUCACUGCAUCCCACCAUUCGUAUCUCGGACGAGAGAUUUCGUGGCGUUGUGCAUGUUAUCUACGUUGGACGCCGAAUUGGAUCUCAGGCCAACGAAGACCUUGUCUGGGCAUCUGUGGAACCUUACGGCGUGAAAUUCACUAGAAAUAGGGUGCGCGUCAGCGCGGAAGAAUUCUUAUCCCGGCCUUACAUACUCUCCAACUGGCUACAUGCCUUGGUCAAUAAAGUGUCAGCUAUGGAUCCGAAGAAGUGGAAGAAAUGGCCGGAUAUGAGGGACUUUGUGCGAGCAGUUGUACGUCUUGUCUUGGAAGAUUGCAUUGGGGAUUCCAUGGUGCCUUUGCCGCAGUACGGAUCACCGUCCCUCAGGGACGUGAAUCGCACAAGCCACGCCUAUGUGCCUCAAUACGUCAAAGACAUCAUGCGGUUCAUGCCGGGCUUAGAGCCUCGGUAUUAUCACCCAUCCUACCCUAAGGACCAGUGUCCAUCGCCGGUUAUCAAGGAGGAUGACAUAGUUGAGGAUGCUUUGCGACCUGAGGCUAGGAGUGAAGGACAAUCUGCGCAGACAUCAAAGCAGAACACUGGGAAUGUUAAAAAGGCUGCUGGCCAUGAGGUCGAGGAUAAGGCCGUCGUGUCGUCAAAGUCGAGUUCGGUGCCCGCAGAGGCCGACUUACAGAACAGCCAGCCAGGAGCUUCGAAUGCGACCACAGCUGACAUGGCAAUCCUUUCUGAGACGGAACGCAUCAUCAUUCGCCCAGCGAAGGGAAAGGCAUUCGAGACUAUUGAAAGACAGCUUCGGGACUGGCAAGAAGGAAAGAUCGGCGAAGAUGCUUUGGAGAACACCUUUCAAGCGAACAUGGCAGAGGUUCGGCUGGCUCGACAGAUGCAAGACACCUGGAUCGCGUCCAAGAAUGCCGGUCAAAAUUCACGGAAGCGAAAGGCAGACGAGGUCGACAAUGAGGAUUCUACAGGACGGUCGAAGACACCUCGUUCAAAGUGA
Messenger RNA from Exophiala viscosa, 1065 nucleotides. RefSeq lists its product as uncharacterized. The transcript is spliced from 2 exons. Lineage: Eukaryota; Fungi; Ascomycota; Eurotiomycetes; Chaetothyriales; Herpotrichiellaceae. Bases 1 to 1065 code for a protein of 354 amino acids. The record is from RefSeq and is a predicted model, not a curated record.